Messenger RNA from Mesorhabditis belari, 636 nucleotides. NCBI's taxonomy places the organism in Eukaryota, Metazoa, Nematoda, Chromadorea, Rhabditida, Rhabditidae. The record is from the annotation of a GenBank genome assembly.
AUGAGGUUUUUACUUCUUUUAUCUCUUCUUGGAUUCGCUUUUUGCAAGACGGGCAUUGACAGUAUUUCAGCCAUUUCUACAAGCACUUUCACUUGUUUGAAAAAUAAUGGAUACAGCUUUUUUGUGUUUAGAGUUUGGCGACAAGUGAAUAACUAUGAUGAUACUGGAAUCCAGAACAUUUUGAAUGCAAGAGCAGCUGGAAUCACCGACGUUGAUGGGUACAUCUAUCCAUGCACCUCAUCCUCUUGCCCACCUGGAGCCAAUCAAGUCGAGGCUGUCAUUGAUAAACUCAAUGAGAAAGGAGCCAAGAUUGGAAUGCUUUGGUUGGAUGUUGAGGGAACAUGGCCAUCGGACAAGACAAAGAAUCAACAAUUCAUUCAGGGAAUGGCUGAUGCGGCUGUGAAGAAGGGAGUCAAAGUCGGAGUCUAUACAGGUCAAUACUCGUGGCCAGAUAUUGUGGGCAGUUGGACGGGAAUGUCGAAAUAUCCACUGUGGUGGCCGAACUACAACAAUGACCCCGGAUUUGGCAAAUACCCACCAUAUGGAGGCUGGACGAAGCCAUUGGUCCACCAAUAUGGCGGUGAUUUGACGACUCGCCCAUGUGGAUUGGGUGAUAUGGAUAUCAACUACAAGGAU